UCAGUCUUACGGACUACAGUAGGCCUCGCCUUUACAGUACCUCAGUUUUCCUGCGCGUCGUUUACAGAUAUCGCGAGAGCGGCUGUUGGGGUUAGCAGCAGGCUGAGGGAGAGACGGGAGAGAAGGUAAGCGGAGGAGGCUGCAUCAUGGCGGACAGAGACAGCGGUAGCGAGCACGGAGGAUUCGCCACAGGCCCCGGCGGCGGCCCGAUGCACCAGGGGGCGAUGGGCGCCUCAUCGCGGCUUCAGCAUGACACGGAGGAGCUGGCGUCCAAGCGCGUUGACAUCCAGAACAAACGCUUCUAUCUGGACGUGAAGCAGAACGCCAAAGGCCGCUUUCUGAAGAUCGCCGAGGUCGGGGCUGCGGGAAACAAGAGUCGCCUGACCCUGUCCAUGUCAGUAGCCGUGGAGUUCCGAGACUACCUGGGCGACUUCAUCGAGCACUACGCACAGCUGGGCCCCAGCCACCCGGACACGGUGCAGGACGAGCCGCGGCGCGCGCUCAAGAGCGAGUUUCUGGUGCGGGAGAAUCGAAAGUACUACAUGGAUCUGAAGGAGAACCAGAGGGGGCGGUUUCUGAGGAUCCGACAGACCGUGAAUCGGGGCCCCGGCUUGGGCACGGCGCAAGGCCAGACCAUCGCUCUCCCGGCGCAGGGGCUCAUCGAGUUUCGCGACGCUUUGGCCAAGCUCAUCGAUGACUACGGCGUGGAUGAGGAUCCGGCGGAGCUGCCCGAGGGCACGUCGCUCACCGUGGACAACAAGCGCUUCUUCUUUGACGUGGGCUCCAACAAGUAUGGCGUGUUUAUGCGGGUCAGCGAAGUAAAGCCGACAUACCGCAACUCCAUCACGGUACCGUGCAAAGUGUGGUCCAAGUUCGGUGCCACGUUCUGCAAAUACGCGGAUGAAAUGAAGAAGAUCCAGGAGAGGAGCAGGGAGAGGAGGGCGCGCGAGCUCUUACCGGAGGCCCUGCACGGUGACGACGGGGACGAGGAUUAAUGGACGUGACGCUUAACGGCGAGGACGGAAUCGUUUCGUUGAAGUACACUGAUGAAACGAUGAAUGACCAUGUAGACAGAAGUUACUGUAAAAGAAAUGGCGCGAUGGGAGAUUUCAAUGGAUCGUCAUCCACGCAACACUCACAGAUUUGCAGUUGCAUCACUUCGUUCAUCGACCGGUUAUUAUCCACUUACUCAACCAUAUAACAGUAAGCCGCUGCUAUCAAUAACACGAUCCACGAGCUGUGUCCGAGACGCGCAGAGUGUCCCAGGUCGGAGUGUGUCUGUGUGCCCAUGCGUUUUUGUACACGUCCAAGCUAUUCCACGAUACUGUUCCAAAGUGCAAAUUGACAAGAAAAAAAAAAAAAAAGGAAAACAAAUGCUAAGACUUUCUAGCACAAAGCUACUGUAUUUGGGAAUAUGUGAACCAAAUUUUUAAUAUGACAAAAAAAGGAAAUCUCCAUUUGAAGGUACGUUUAGGAUGAAGUGCUGUUUGUAUUGUGUGCUCUGCGCACGGUCCAUCUGCUGAACGGAUGUCGAUCCUGACCGACCCGAGGCAUCUGAGGACCUCAGAAAGUGCAGGUGUACUCACAUGCCUUUUAAAUGCAUAAAGAGCAAAGAGCAAAUGUCAUGCAACAUUUGUUUUCUACUCCAGAUUUAGUAAGGAGAGUAACAACGCAGUAAAGCCGGAGGUCGGAGAGACUAUUCUACUAUUAUGACCGAUAAACGUUUAUUUCUAUUAAAUAUAUCAACCCUAUUGCACCAUGCACAGCAAAAUCCGCAGUGUUGAAGCCACAGUGCUCGUUUAAUUCCUCUGGACACAAAAGAGCAUGGUGUAAAUCCAACGCUGGGGAUUUUGCUGUGUGCCCACUGCCGUUUGGGCACGUUUCAUUAAAGUGCUAACUUAGAAAUAUAAAUUUAUGAUUUUGUGAAUCAGAUGUAUUUAGAUUCUUAUUAAAAAAAUACCCACGUUUUCUGUGGGAUUUUCUUUCUUUUUUUCUGUUUGUUGGGGGCGGUGAGGGGGGGUACUAAAAAAAAAGGAGCUGUUCCACUAGUGUGAGCAUGCGCAGAUGUGUAGUGCCCCUGCACGGCGCAUCCACUACAACGUCCAAAACCAACCUGGUGCCUUAAUGCUCGCCACACGUUUACAUGCUUUACGUGUCAUGCGCUUCUGAUCGCUGUUCGUCUUGCUCGUCACAACAUCCCUGUCGCUGUGCCACUUGUGGUGCUUCUAAAGAACUUUUUAACAAGCCAAACUCUAAAGAGGCUCACGGGUUUCACUCCUCUCUAUGCUCACCUGGGAACACAGAUGAUGAUGAUGAUGAUGAUGAAGAAACAGUGUUUAUGUAAACAUGGAUGUAGUCACACAGAGGCUGUGCAGGUUUGCUUCUCAUGCUCCUAAUUUAAAAAUAAUGUUAUUUGUGGAAAAAAAAAAAAAAAAAAAAAAAGGAAGUGGUUAGGGAGAAACUUGCCAUCUAUGGCUCCAGCCCUGUGUUUUGCUCUUUGGGACCGUGUGAGUAGAAUUAGGGCAGAGGCGGUAGCCUGUAUGUUUUUGUAUGGUGCUAAUAAACCCCACUCGCUGGUUCAUCUGUUUUGUCAGUCUUGCAAAUGUGACAUUGAAUUCAAUUUUCAUCAACCGCACGCCACAUCUUGCUGUUCCAAGUUCUGCUAAUAAAGAUCAUAGCGCUAACAUUUCAGCCAGGGUCGCCAUAAAUAGGGACAGGCUGAUGAGUCCAACAGCCAUGAGUAGACAAGGGGCUCAAGCAAACAAAAGUGGUCCAGGAAAACAAAACCUGUCUGUAUCUGGGGGCCUAGUGCAUUAACCUGCCCGAGAACUUGCACUGGCACCCCUGGGUGAAGCAUCUCGUGCAAUAUUGUAGGUUGUGUGCCAAGACCUACAUUCUCUCUGUGUGGUGUGGAUACAGCAUUGUAUCUAACCGAAAUACGUGUGAACGCAUGAGGAUGAUUUUUUUUUUUUAAUGUUAUUGCGAAAUUUGUGACUGUUCUGACUGUUCCGUGCUGCGUAGGUCAAAGGUUGAUCUCCGAUGACCAUAUGCAGAACAUGAGCUUUUUCGCUGGUUGCUUAGCAGCCACGUCCCCAGUGUCGCAUGUGACGUUAAAGGCUGUCGAUGUCACGUUAAACAGCUCAGUGUGGAGCUUCUCGAGCAGUUGCGAAGUGUUAGCUUGCCCAUUUCUCUCUUUUAAUGGCACAAUGCUUCCUGUAUGGAGUCUUAAAUAUUUAUUUGAAGAAAAAUCAUAUUUGAAUAUUUUAUUAUUUAAAAAAAAAGUAGAACAUAAUCAGAAAAAUAAUGAAAUCUCUUAAAAUAAGACAGAUUACCACUGCUCGGAGAAAUGGCAAGAUAAGCGUUCUUUUGUUAGAGCAAGAAAUUAUGCUAAGAUUUGACAGCUGGUGUUUAUACGGUACCUGGGAGAAAAAGAAAUGCAGUCAGGCUCGCUAACAGUCUUAUGUUCAGUGAGUCUAUAAACACCACAACAGCCUACUGACUCAGUGGGAUUUUCCAGCUGAGGACUCCCCUUUAUCAGGUCUGUACAAUCUAACAGACAGCAAAUUUAAAUUUCCGACCAAGCAGGAGCAGCAACUGACAGCGUACUGAAGGCUAAGAUAAACUGAUUAAACCGUGUGGCUCCUCAUUGGUUGGAACAAAAGCCUGCACCCACACCUGACGUCUGGGGAUAAGAUUGGACCCCCCUGGCCUUGGUGGUAUCCUUAACCUGCUAAGGAUGUGAGUACACAGGAGCACUUUUUCUCUCUGCCCUCCCUUCUAACAUAACCCUCAGUCUGGUUAUGUUUGGUGUAGCCCAUUCUCUCCUCGAGAUGGGAGCUUUGUUUCUACACCACUCACUUCUAAUGCAGAAGCUAUCAAAAUUCCUGUUUGCAGACUUUUCUCUAUCUUCUAGACUUCCCCUCUCUCUUUGGGUGGUCAAGCUAAUCUUUUCCUAUCACUGCCCUGAUCUGAUUACCAGACUCUUCAAUGGGUGCCACAAAUGCUACGACUCGUCUAGUUUGAUUAAGCUUCUUGUCCGUACAUAAGGCACUACAACAACUCAAAACUGGAAAUAAAAACAAGCCCUUUGAGCUCGAAAGGGUGUUUUCUGGAACAGAUCCUUACAAUCCUAAACAAAUCACAAAUGUACAGGUUGUUUUGCACUCAAAAGAUGCCUCUCUCAAUCAAACACACAUGCUUGUGUAAGAGGCAUAUUCGGAAAAAAAAGGAACUAUAGUCCAUUCUAAAGGUGCUAUUAAGUACUAAAUGGCUCUGUGAUUUCACUUUCUGCCUGUAAAAUUGGCAGUGUUCCACCAAGAGUGUCUGUCCCAGAGUGUUAGACAUCACUCACUCCACACCAGCAAAGUUCUAGCUUUGCUUCCAAUCCACGGCGCUAUUUGCUAAAAGGUGUACAAGCACUGUGGUAAAUAUUGAUAAAGAGCAAAACACACACACACGCAUAGUACUCUUGGUUCAUAUGCAGGAAUGAAUCCUGAACGGUGCUCCAUCUGUGAGGUGGGGAACCUGAUUUAAGUUUAACAUAGUCUCCUGUUAGUGGUGCUUCUUCUGUUGUUGUCUGUCCUUAACUGUCAGAAUGUGUGUUUCUUAACAUUAUUGCUCUAUAGCUGUGUGACUACCUUAAAGCUCUCGUAUCUGCAGUUACAAAACAGAAUCAACCUAGACUUACCAUAACACAACCAAUAAAGGGGCAAGUAAGAUGCAGCAAAACUUUAAUAAGCCCUUGGUGAGUGUGUGUGUAUGUUUGUGUGUGUGUGUGUGCGCGCAUUGCUACAAGUUUUCAGUUCGCUUUCCUGAAAUCACAGCCAGAUGCAGUUCUCUGUUAGUUCUCCUGUUAUGGUCCUAAUCUGUCACAAGCAUAAGGCCUUGACCAGACCUGCUUAGCAUAUACAUGUUUGCAUAUUUAUGUCUUUCUACAUACAAAGAGAUUGUAUAGGCUAUGGGUUUAAAACAUUAUUUGGACAAUAGGGAUGGGUUUGGAAUGAUAGGAAUCAAGAGGAAAUAUAAAGGAGGAUCCCCACAUAUCCCAUGUUUCAUCCCUGUUUUAUUCUCUAUGAAAUGUGUUGUACUGAAAAGAUUAAAUAUAUGACAUGUAAUGUGUGUGUAUAUAUGGUUUGUUACAUAUGAUGCUCCUCUUUAUGAAAAAAGAUAUAAAACCUAUAUAUAUAUAUAUAUACAGGAAAAGCAUAUUGCCGUUUUAUUUCCUUUGUAUUUUAUACUUACAGAAAGCAUUGAAUCAAAUGGAUAAAUACUUGCACUUUAAAUAUAUUAAGAAAAAUAAAAAGUCUGCAUAUUAUUUUUGAUAGGAGAUCUCACAUUCAAAACAGUAUAACGUUACUUUCCAGGCUUUGUGACAAUUGCUGUUGGCCAGAGAUGUAUGUUCUUCUACUUAUUGAAGUCUAUUUUGUCUGUGUUACAGAAGGUUUACUAAAGUCAAUUGCAUGAUGAAGUAGUAGUGCACCAACUGUUCUUUUAUUUAGUUGGUUAAAAUGUCUGAUGAAAAAAAAAACUGUGACGAUUGCGCUCAUGUAUGUAUCCAUGUUAAACUUCAGCCAACCAUUUUAGGAUACGGUUUAUUUUCUGCCUUCCUCCUAACACAAAUAUGGUGCUUACAUUGGCUUAGAAGAAGUACCUCUCAUCCCACUCUUCAUCAUCCACCUCCGUCUUCUGUAUCCCGCACACAUCCCCUUGCUGUUUGUGUAUUCUCACAAGUUUAUUGAAUUUCUGUUAUUGGUAUCCAGUGUGUUUUUGUACAGGUACGUACCUUGUUUCUGAGUUGGAAAGCCUGUUUUUUGUCUGAAAAUGACUAAUUGCAAUAAAACCUCCAUUCCCCCUG
Messenger RNA from Pangasianodon hypophthalmus (striped catfish), 5854 nucleotides. RefSeq names its product purine-rich element binding protein Ab (gene purab). Gene Ontology annotation, molecular function: DNA-binding transcription factor activity, RNA polymerase II-specific; purine-rich negative regulatory element binding; RNA polymerase II transcription regulatory region sequence-specific DNA binding. Bases 147 to 995 code for a protein of 282 amino acids. The transcript has a single exon. Gene Ontology annotation, cellular component: nucleus. Gene Ontology annotation, biological process: regulation of transcription by RNA polymerase II. NCBI's taxonomy places the organism in Eukaryota, Metazoa, Chordata, Actinopteri, Siluriformes, Pangasiidae. The record is from RefSeq and is a predicted model, not a curated record.